UGUUGGAAUCACCUGACAAUUGUAGAUUAAAAAAACAACAACAAAAAAUUAGACAAUGGACAAUUAUCAUCGUAACAACUUAAACAACGUUAAAUGGAAUCAAUAUCUAUAAUCUAAUUCAUGGUUUAACCUCAAAUUAUACUUUAUAGCGAUCUAGAUCUAUACAGAUCUACAAAUAAUCAAUAAUAAUCACUGAGAUUUCACCAUGUUCCAAUAUAACCCUCAAAUUAAUGAAGAUGAAGAUGAAAGGGAGUGUGAGAUGGAGCUGUCCAGAACCGAGCUUGUGUUUGCACAAAUGACAGCCAGGGGACCUCGCUGGCCUAGAGCUAUAGGAGUGGUUGAAAUCAUAGUUGGCUUUCUUUUGACAAUUUUAGGUACAGUGGAAGUAUUUGCUUUACCGUUGAUUGAGAGUAAAGAUGGAAGCAACUUGAUCAUACUGGAUAAAGGCAAUUGUUAUGGAGUUGGUUGUAUAGCAGGUUUGGCAAUGCUGGUGACAGGCAGUACAGCAAUCAGGGCAACUUUAAGUAAACGUGAUACAACAAUUUUCAGGUUCUUCAAUAUGACCAUUUUAUCAUUGAUAAUUUAUACUGGGAUGACUUUGUUUCUUAUUGUUGCAUAUGCCAAGGGUUGGACCUCACCUAGCAAUUAUGAGCCUGGGAGCAAGAUGGGGGAUGUUCAUAUGUUUGUCACUAUUGUUACUGUCAUAGGGCUCCUUUUUGCAAUGUCUGGGUUCGUGCAGUAUUUUGAUGUUAUCUGCUGUGGUACUGUGCCUCUGUGGACUCAGUGGGCCAACUGUUUCUGUGGGUGCAUUUAUAAAAGACAAGGGCGCCUGUCUAUAAGGGACUCACUCAGAGCGGAGUUUAGCUUCGACAACAACCCAAUCUAGAGGCAAGUUGAAGAAAUAACAUGACCAUUCCUCUCCAGACCACCAAAAAGAAAAAGAGCAGCUAUAGAUGCCUCGAGCUGUGUCCUUCAAGCACAAACUGUCACACAUAACAAAUGACAGUAUGUUAACGAUUAAGCUUAGUGUUUUUUGUUCUAUUUAUUGUAAACAAAUCAGAUUACAUGUACUUGUUUAACUGCUUUAGAAUGAGAAUCAUUUUGAAAAAGAGAGUUAGAGUUUUAUUUUUUGAUUAUGUCAAAUGUUAUGCCAAUCAGAACUCUCAUUAUGUAGCUAGUAGCACACGAUUGGGAUGAGAAGGAAAGCUAGUAUUGUUUGUUUUUUUUGAUUGAUGUCAUUAUUGAAAUCUAAUUUUCAAUGGAGUUAAAAUGUUUGCUAGAACAUCAUGAUAAAGAUUUUUUCUGUAUUUGUUUUGUCAAAACACAUUUAUCAGGUAAUCAGUAAUGUUAGAUUGCAUAAUUUGAAACCUAAGUUUCUUGAUUUUCAGUUACAUCAACUUACAGGUAAUUGAAAAUACUCAAGAAAAUGUACAUUUUAAAAUGUUAUUUACUCACAUAUGUACAGUUGCAUUGUCCAUAAAGACAUCAGGUUCUAGAGACAUUGUUUCAAACGUGUGUACUUGAUUGAACAGGUUGAACAGGCUAAUAUAGUGUAACUUUUAGUGUCUAAGACACAAAUACAAUAAGAACCUAUGAUAUAAGGCCAUAUCUAGUUGUUUGUAGAAUUAUAAUAUAAUAUAAUACACUGUUUUACAGCUGCCUUUAUGUAUUUUUCAUAAAGAGAAGAAAUUCUAUAGCAAUUAAUGUUUAUACUUAAGACAAAUAUACCUGCAUGUUGAAACCUACUGAUGUUAGAUGUUGGGGAUGAUUGUGUUGAUCUGUUUUGUUACAAUUAAGGAAGUGUUGAGCGUGUCUCUUUAUUGUUAUGAUUCAAGAAGUAUUGAGAAUAUGUUGUAAUUAAAAUGCAUGCUCCUCACAUAGAGAGGGCUUAGUCCAGACAUUUAGUUGGAAGUUCAUAGGUAACAAAAAGAAAUAGAGGUCUCUUAUUUUCACUAUAAUAACUUACAGUCUGCUUACCUAUGGAUCCAGCAUGCUUGGACUCGUUUUAUAUCUUAUUAAAAAAGCCCACCAGAAACAUUUGUAUAAUAUUAAGCGCAGAAAGAUAUCUUAAAGCAUAGUCAUUCCUAUGGAGGAACAAGUACUAAAGAUGAAGAGUAUUUACUAAUACUUGAUGCUUAAAUUUCUUUACUAUAUACCGGCACUAAACACACAAAAAAGUUAAUUUUAAGAAAUAUAUUGCUAAUUCCCUAAAGCUGUUUAUCAUUACAUUAUUAUUUUUUAAAAUAUUGUUUUGUUUUAUCAACAUCAUUCUUUGUUUUAAAGUGUCAAUACUCUUGAUAGAAGUAAACAUUGAGCUUUACUUUUAUUGGAUCAUUUGUUAAAAAACUCAAACAUUCAUAAAAGGCCUUAGUGUCAAUUACCAUUUAGGAUGAAAGAUUGCCGUCUGUUCCUUGCUGUUUAGAAACUUUUCAUUCCUUUGUAUGCAAGGUAAUGUUCCAUUUAAUGUUAAGAACUACAUUAAUAAAAUAAAAAUGGUAGCUUACAACUUGGCUUUCAUAUCCUUCAAUCUUUAUGUUCUUGCUUUAAAAUACUGCAUGGAUUGUAUGUUAAUUCUUGAGUUUAAAGUAGUAAAGAGAAUGUAUGUCUUGCAAUAAUGUGAAUAAUAUCUGAAUAUAUAUAUCUGAAUAUAUAUGUUACUUGUUAUGUACAUAUUUGAAUGUAAGCUUUUUAAAAUAUUUUUAAACUAUAUACUUACUAGUAGAACACAAUGUAGAGAUAGAUCUAUAUAUUUUUGUAUUUAGUUAGUUUCUGUUAGAGAAAAGAAUGUUUUCUCACAAGAGGCUCAAGUAAUAAAGAUAUAAAAAGAUACAUUUGAACACUGAGAGGAUUCUGCUCUUAAUAAUAAAAACAACAUAUAAUAGUAUUGAAAAUAAAGAUCCUAUAGUGUGAACUUUUUCAAAGUUUUGAUGUUUAGAUUACUGCAAGGGUCUGAGGUUUUUAAAAUAAAUUUUAGAUUAUGCAGGUUAAAUGUACAUAAUAUUUACAAAAGCUACAAUGGUGAUAUUGAACUUGGCCUUGAGACCAAAGAUUUAUUUCAAAACCUACAACCAUUUCUACUAUUACAAAAAUAUCCAUCCAACAAAUACCAUUUUUAAAAUUAUUAAACUAAAGGCUGAAAAUUAAACUGGUAUCUCAAUUUCUCUGGGUUGAAAAUAAAAAACAGGAUUUGUUGAGGACAGUUUAGCAUUAUUUCUUUUUUCUAAAGUUUACAAAUAAUAUUAGUUCAAAUGAAAAUUCCAUAUAAUUUCCCUAACUUAAUGUAUUGCCAAUGUCUUUUGACUUAACUGAUUCCAAAAAAAACAAUUUAUAUUAUCUCUUUAUCUCCGUAAUUAUUUUCGACGUUCUGAUAUAUUUUUUUCAUUUGUCCAUUCUACCCUGUUAUGAUCAAACUGUAAUAACAUUUUUGUUGGUAAUCAGAAAAUGUUACUUUUGGAAUAGAAUUAUAGGAGGAUGCAUGCUCUUUUUAUCUAACACAAAUUCAAGGUUAUGAAGCCAAAAAUAAUUUGAUUUAAUGGUUUCAAAUCAAUGAUGGUAUUAUUAAUUAGGAGAGAAAGAGUUAAUACAACUUAAUACCAUUAAAGACAUAAGAAUUCAAAUGCAUCAAUGCUAAAAUUUAACUCUUAUUGAAACUCAUUCUUUUAUUAAUAAGUCUUCGAGUCUGAAUAUUAAGAAUGAGUGCAGUAUUUCAGUUAACAAUGCAGGCCAAGUUGUGAUCUGCAUAUUUUGCCUUCUAUUAUUAUUUCUGAUAUUAUCAGGCAUUGUUGACAUCAUGAGCUAGUUGUCAUUGUCUGGCACUGCCAGGAACUGGAAUCCAUGUCAUUUUUAUUCAUGUUUUAAUGUUAUCUAUGUUUCAAAAGAAUAUUAUGGCAUAAUUUUAAAAUAAUGAAUUUAAUAUUCAGAGCAGAAACAUUAUAAAUGACAAAAAGAAAUGUGUAUUUUAUUCCCACCUCUAUUAUUGUGAUUUUGUUAACAUUGUAAUUUUUUUGUCUGAUAAUAUGAUAAUGGAGUGGUCAGUUAGGUCAUAUUCACUUCAUUGAAAGGUUUUGUUUUAUUCUAAGAUACCGUUUUGUUCUAAUUAUACAGAUAAUUGUUGAAACUGCUCUUUUAAUUACUGUGUAAUUGGCAUUUUAUUUUGUGUAGCAAUUCAUUGCAAUGUAAUUUAUUUUUUUACUUAUUCAAUUUAUUUAUUAAACUGAUGACAACACUGUAAGCAAAAAAGAAAUCCCAAUAAUAUUAGGCCUGGACCUACUUCUUUUUCACUUCCUCUCAUACAGUUCACUUGUAAACUUUGAUUAAUUGUUAAUCUCCUGUAAUUAAUAGAAGUGAUAGCUUUUAUUUUUGUUGAUUUUCAAACUAUCAAAGAUAUUUUGAUGAAAUUUAAGCUUUUGUUGAUGAUAUUAUCAUCACAUCAGUUUUUUUUUUACACUUGGAGUGUAAUGUAUGCUGGUAUUUUUGCAAAAUUUUCAAGAACUUUCAUUAUUUGAAUACAUUGACUAUAUAAUAA
Molecule: messenger RNA, 4525 nt
Organism: Biomphalaria glabrata
Lineage: Eukaryota; Metazoa; Mollusca; Gastropoda; Planorbidae
Exons: 7
Coding region: 206-886 (226 amino acids)
Source: RefSeq, a predicted model, not a curated record